AUGGCCAAUGUCAGCUCUUGGGCAGCAUUUUCCUAUGACACUAACAACACCUCCACUGACAUAAAUGACAUAGAGCUUGGACUCUCUGGAGAAAACAAGCAGUUAAGACUCUAUAUUUUUGGCACCAGACGAGACAUUGAGAUCAAUCUGGCCAUUUUUGUGUGGUAUAGUGUGUGCUGCUUGUGGGACACCAGGAAACAUCUGCUGGAGGUCUACUGCAAUGGUAAUCUUGUGCAUACUGAAACCAUUGGCAGCGCUGAGUGCCUGAAACCUAACGGUAGCCUGGUGCUGGGUCAUCUGCACAAAAGAAAAGAUGGCUUUAUUGUGCGGGUAAGCAACAGCUUCAUUGGCAGCUUGUACUACUUCCAAAUGUGGGACCGUGUGAUGGGUUGGGAAGAGCUGCUGGACUGCACCAUGGGCAAUGCUGUCAGCUGGAAGGAAGGGUACUGGAACUUCAGCAGCAUCCUUCCCACUGUGGACCGUCACCUGCGCUGUGCAGGAUCGAGUGAAGUGUCAUCAACAAGGGCUCCCACGCUGCUGCCGUUAUCCCCAACUGGUAGCACCAAUGGCACCAUUCCACUCAGCUUCUUUAACGUUGACAUGAACUUUUCCCUUUUCUACAAAUCUGAGCAAGCUCCUGAUUACUAUGAUGCAAGGAAGCUUCUUGGAAAUUGGUUUAGUAUCAUAUUUACUGGAGAAGAAUUUGUGGUGACAAACUUUAAAGUCAGGGGUAUUUAUCCACAAAGCAGUGUCUAUAAGAGGGCUCAUAAGAUGAAGGUAAAGCAGAUGUCACAAAGCUACGUCUGUAAGGGCAUUAUAAAGGCUACAUCACUUGAAAUGCAAGAAGUGCUGAGUUUCAAGAUCAAACAGUUGUUGAAUGACACUUACAAGGAGGGACCACUGUCCUUAUUUGUGAAGCCUGAAGAUGUGGCUGUCAAGCCAAUAGCACUAAUGGAUUGUCCAGAAAGCUUUUCACACACAACCUACAAGGGAAAUUAUUCCUGGCCGCUAACAAGUCCAGCUACCAAAACAGAGGUCAGCUGCAAGAAAAACCCUCUGCAGUCUGCUCAAAGGAGUUGUGCAAUUAAUAUUGAACUUGAACAAGCUUUUUGGAAGAAACCAAAUAUGACUGAAUGUAAAUUACUGGAAGAACUUCCAAAUAAUAUUUUAGACCUCCAUGAUAUCAUGAUAACAGAAGGUGACAAUUUUGUAAUAGAUCAGAAGCAUUAUGACCAUAUGGAAAGAGAGGAGAAGCAGACUAACUCCUUGCUUUAA
This is a messenger RNA of Grus americana (Whooping crane), 1275 nucleotides long. RefSeq names its product adhesion G protein-coupled receptor G4 (gene ADGRG4). Bases 1 to 1275 code for a protein of 424 amino acids. The record is from RefSeq and is a predicted model, not a curated record. NCBI's taxonomy places the organism in Eukaryota, Metazoa, Chordata, Aves, Gruiformes, Gruidae. The transcript has 10 exons.